Messenger RNA from Alligator sinensis (Chinese alligator), 715 nucleotides. It is a transcript of the gene NSG1, whose product is annotated as neuronal vesicle trafficking associated 1. The record is from RefSeq and is a predicted model, not a curated record. The transcript is spliced from 5 exons. Lineage: Eukaryota; Metazoa; Chordata; Crocodylia; Alligatoridae. Gene Ontology annotation, molecular function: clathrin light chain binding. Gene Ontology annotation, cellular component: endosome; membrane. Gene Ontology annotation, biological process: endosomal transport; clathrin coat assembly; G protein-coupled dopamine receptor signaling pathway. The coding region runs from base 139 to 696 and encodes 185 amino acids.
GGCAGAUAAAGUAUUCACCUGUGACGAGUGUGGAAAGUCAUUUAACAUGCAAAGAAAAUUAGUAAAGCACAGAAUUAGGCACACAGGAGAGAGACCAUACAGCUGUUCAGCCUGUGGACCCCCUAGGAGCCGGGCAGGAUGGUGAAGCUGGGGAACAAUUUCAACGAGAAGAGCACAAAGCAGCCCCUCCUGGAGGAUGGCUUCGACACCAUCCCCCUCAUCACGCCCCUGGAUGUCAAUCAGCUGCAGUUCCCGCCUCCCGAUAAGGUUGUGGUCAAAACGAAAACAGAAUAUGAGCCUGAUCGCAAGAAAGGAAAAUUCCGUACUCCAAAAAUAGCUGAAUUCACGAUCAGCAUAACUGAAGGAGUCUCAGAAAGGUUUAAGGUAACAGUCCUGGUCCUUUUUGCCCUUGCCUUCCUAACAUGUGUUGUAUUUCUGGUAGUCUACAAGGUUUACAAGUAUGAUCACACCUGUCCAGAAGGAUUUGUCUUCAAGAAUAAUCAGUGCAUUCCAGCUGGGUUGGAGAACUACUAUUCUGAACAAGAUUCCAGCACUCGAGGGAAAUUUUACACGGUCAUAAACCACUACAAUCUGGCCAAACAAACCAUCACACGCUCAGUGUCUCCAUGGAUGACAGUACUAUCAGAAGAAAAACUGUCUGAACAGGAGACCGAAGCUGCUGAGAAAUCAGCUUAGUGCGAUAAGCAAACUGCUA